AUGACCUCCUCUGGCACUGACACCCCCUCGCCGACAGCGACAGCGAGCACUCUCCGAACCGACACACCAACCCCGCCGAGCACACGCGCGACCUCGCCGCCCUGCACGCCCCCGGCAAAGCCCAGCGACCCCGAGUCCCCGCCCACAGUCUACAGCUACUCUCCGCCCCCGAGCCCCACCACCCUCCCCCGCACGACGCCCAAACGUGCGCCAAUCAUCAUCCCCGACUUGCUGGCCGACUGGCCGACGUUCACCUCGUACCCGCCCCUCGUGCGCGCGCACUGGUCCACCAGCGGGCUGCGUGUCCCCGUCAGCGCCGAGGCGCACGACGACGUCGUGAGCCUCGUGGCGGAGAUCAUGAGCAGUGAUCCGCCUCCGCCUCCUGCACUCAAGGCAGCCGCGCUCGAGUUUGGCCGGCAGGUCGCUGUCAGUCGUAUGGCGGACCGGGCGCUGCGGCGUGUCCACGUACACGCGCCCAGGGAUACCGGCAGGCUGCUGAUCCACGAGAUUAUCGAGGAGAAGAAGAAGAAGGAGGAGGAGGGGGAGAGGGAGGGGAUCAAGGAGGCCCAUAGCCUCGUGGUCGGAGGAGGCACCGGAUCCAGUUGA
This is a messenger RNA of Vanrija pseudolonga, 606 nucleotides long. RefSeq lists its product as uncharacterized. Lineage: Eukaryota; Fungi; Basidiomycota; Tremellomycetes; Trichosporonales; Trichosporonaceae. The transcript is spliced from 2 exons. The record is from RefSeq and is a predicted model, not a curated record. The coding region runs from base 1 to 606 and encodes 201 amino acids.